Messenger RNA from Erinaceus europaeus (western European hedgehog), 3138 nucleotides. Its product is annotated as collagen alpha-1(I) chain-like. Bases 1 to 3138 code for a protein of 1045 amino acids. Lineage: Eukaryota; Metazoa; Chordata; Mammalia; Eulipotyphla; Erinaceidae. The record is from RefSeq and is a predicted model, not a curated record. The transcript is spliced from 6 exons.
AUGUUAAUGUUGACACUGCUGCCUUUGGAAGAUCGGAGGCAGGGUCUCGUGUUCACACUGAAGAGAGAAGCCUUUCGCAAAGCACCCGAGGCCUGGGGGAAGCCGGCCUUCCUGCUGCCCUGCUCCAUCGUGCCAGGGCCCCACAGUCCCCCGCCGCACGGCCACCAGGCCGCCCCCGUCCCGUCCUGUGCUCUGGUCACUCGGGAGCCCUGUCAGGCUGUCCGGCUGAGGCUUCUGAUCACGAGCCAGAGCGGGUCCGGCUUCUCUGUCUCACUGGAUGGAUCCCGAGAGGAAAGGAGCCUCGGGCUGGGUGCGGCUUCCGCAGGACAGCACUACCACGUGGUCCGCGUCCUGGUCACGCCGCUGCCUCCCCCUCCCCGCACACAGCGAGCCAGGGAGCCCGCGAAUCACCGCACGGCACAAAGGGGCCUGUGGAGCCCCGAGCAGGGUGGCGGCGAGCCUCGGACAGUCAGCGCGGCUCUAAGCCCUUCACGUCGGGCGUCUGCCAGUGGCGGGCCAAGUGGGGUCCACGCGAUCAGUGGGCACGGGCACCGGGCAGGAGUCUGUCCCACGCUCAGGGAUCAGCCGCACCGCUUCUUGGUUUUCCCGCUCGCUGCUCUGCCCCUAGUCUACGAGCCUGAUGGCACCAAGUCUCAGAACCACAGACGCCCGGGUGGGGCCGGAGCACCGAGUCUCAGCCCCGCAGACGCCCGGGUGGGGCCGGAGCACCGAGUCUCAGCCACGCAGACGCCCGGGUGGGGCCGGAGCACCGAGUCUCAGCCCCGCAGACGCCCGGGUGGGGCCGGAGCACCGAGUCUCAGCCCCGCAGACGCCCGGGUGGGGCCGGAGCACCGAGUCUCAGCCCCGCAGACGCCCGGGUGGGGCCGGAGCACCGAGUCUCAGCCCCGCAGACGCCCGGGUGGGGCCGGAGCACCGAGUCUCAGCCCCGCAGACGCCCGGGUGGGGCCGGAGCACCGAGUCUCAGCCCCGCAGACUCCCGGGUGGGGCCGGAGCACCGAGUCUCAGCCCCGCAGACGCCCGGGUGGGGCCGGAGCACCGAGUCUCAGCCCCGCAGACGCCCGGGUGGGGCCGGAGCACCGAGUCUCAGCCCCGCAGACGCCCGGGUGGGGCCGGAGCACCGAGUCUCAGCCCCGCAGACGCCCGGGUGGGGCCGGAGCACCGAGUCUCAGCACUGCAGACGCCCGGGUGGGGCCGGAGCACCGAGUCUCAGCACUGCAGACGCCCGGGUGGGGCCGGAGCACCGAGUCUCAGCCCCGCAGACGCCCGGGUGGGGCCGGAGCACCGAGUCUCAGCCCCGCAGACGCCCGGGUGGGGCCGGAGCACCGAGUCUCAGCACUGCAGACGCCCGGGUGGGGCCGGAGCACCGAGUCUCAGCCCCGCAGACGCCCGGGUGGGGCCGGAGCACCGAGUCUCAGCCCCGCAGACGCCCGGGUGGGGCCGGAGCACCGAGUCUCAGCCCCGCAGACGCCCGGGUGGGGCCGGAGCACCGAGUCUCAGCCCCGCAGACGCCCGGGUGGGGCCGGAGCACCGAGUCUCAGCCCCGCAGACGCCCGGGUGGGGCCGGAGCACCGAGUCUCAGCACCGCAGACGCCCGGGUGGGGCCGGAGCACCGAGUCUCAGCCCCGCAGACGCCCGGGUGCGGCCGGAGCACCGAGUCUCAGCCCCGCAGACGCCCGGGUGCGGCCGGAGCACCGAGUCUCAGCCCCGCAGACGCCCGGGUGCGGCCGGAGCACCGAGUCUCAGAACCACAGACGCCCGGGUGGGGCCGGAGCACCGAGUCUCAGCCCCGCAGACGCCCGGGUGGGGCCGGAGCACCGAGUCUCAGCACUGCAGACGCCCGGGUGGGGCCGGAGCACCGAGUCUCAGCCCCGCAGACGCCCGGGUGGGGCCGGAGCACCGAGUCUCAGCCCCGCAGACGCCCGGGUGGGGCCGGAGCACCGAGUCUCAGCCCCGCAGACGCCCGGGUGGGGCCGGAGCACCGAGUCUCAGCCCCGCAGACGCCCGGGUGGGGCCGGAGCACCGAGUCUCAGCACUGCAGACGCCCGGGUGGGGCCGGAGCACCGAGUCUCAGCCCCGCAGACGCCCGGGUGCCAUGCCCCGGGGAAUGCCGGGAAGAAGCGGCCGCGACCCGAGGCUGCCCAGUGGCCACGCCGCGGGGGCUGCCGGGAGAAGGUGCCAUGCCCCGGGGAAUGCCGGGAAGAAGCGGCCGCGACCCGAGGCUGCCCAGUGGCCACGCCGCGGGGGCUGCCGGGAGAAGGUGCCAUGCCCCGGGGAAUGCCGGGAAGAAGCGGCCGCGACCCGAGGCUGCCCAGUGGCCACGCCGCGGGGGCUGCCGGGAGAAGGUGCCAUGCCCCGGGGAAUGCCGGGAAGAAGCGGCCGCGACCCGAGGCUGCCCAGUGGCCACGCCGCGGGGGCUGCCGGGAGAAGGUGCCAUGCCCCGGGGAAUGCCGGGAAGAAGCGGCCGCGACCCGAGGCUGCCCAGGGAACCCUCACUCCUCAGCCAGCUUCCACUUGAUUCGCCCUGCGCCCCGCCCCUCGGGCCCGGCCGCCUCUGAUUGGCCGGCCGGCCGGCGGCGCGCUACCAUUGGCCCGUGGCCCCGGGGGCGGGGCGUCCGAGACUUCCCUCGGCGACCUCGCAGGCGACUCGCGGAGCGGCCGCAGCGGUCGGCGGCGCCGGAGGCGGCGGCUCAGGUAGGCGGCUCGUGCGGGCGGCGGUUGUCACCGCGCUCGCGGCUGUGGGGCCGGGCGCCGGGGCUGUGGGGCGGCGGGAGCGGCGUCGCGGGGCCGGGCCGGCAGGGCCUCCCGUCGGGGACCGAGGGCGCGGCGGCGGCGCUGGCGGCGGAGGGGCGCGGAGGGAGACGCGGGGCGGGGCGGGGCGGCGCGGCGCGGAGGGAGCGCGGGGCUCCUGGCCGGAGGGCGGCCGGAAGACCUCCUGCUCCAAGAUCCAAGGCGCUUCCUCUUGAACGUUACGGAGAAGGAGAUGGUCUAGCAGCUGUGUCUCCGGAGAAGUCACGUGGCUUUCAGGAGCGGGUAGAUGAGUGGGGUGUUGGAGUCCCGCUGAUGUUCCGGAGGGUCCGCACGGUCGCUUUUGCUUCUGUUGUGCCUCUGCGGCCUUGA